AUGUCGCUCACCGACGAGCCAAGAGAUCCACAUGCGCAAGUGGUGAGCGACCCAGAAGUUUCAGACGACGAAGGCCCACCGCCCGAACAGUUGGCUGCGGACGAGGACUUGUUGGAUGACACACCAGAAGACGAGGAGGAGAUAGAAUUGCGUCUCUGCCUCCGCCAAAAUCGCAUAGAAAGCAUCGCUAUCCCUCCAGAUUCCGCACCCACACUUACAGAAAUUGAUCUGUACGACAACCUCAUCGCGCACAUCAAAGGUCUCGACGCCUUCACCGAGCUUACCUCGCUCGACCUCUCCUUCAACAAGAUCAAGCACAUGAAGCGCCUCAAUCACCUCACCAAGCUCAAAGACCUCUACUUUGUGCAAAACAAGAUCAGCACAAUCGAGAACCUUGAGGGCCUAUCGAACCUCCGCCAGAUUGAACUCGGCGCGAACCGCGUGCGCGAAAUCCAAGGCCUGGAAACCCUCACCGCGUUGGAAGAGCUCUGGCUCGGCAAGAACAAGAUUACCGAAAUAAAAGGCCUUGACACUCUCUCCAACCUCAAAAUAUUAUCCAUCCAGUCCAACCGCCUGCGCACCAUCACCGGCCUCGAAAACCUGACCAACCUCGAAGAACUACACAUCUCGCACAACUUGCUCACCGAACUAACUGGUCUCGACAACAACACCAACCUGCGCGUCAUUGACAUCAGUGCGAACCCCAUUGAACACCUGAGCGGCCUCAAAAGCCUGAAGCACUUGACGGAGUUCUGGGCCAGCAACUGCAAGUUGAGCGAUUACGCGGAGAUCGAGCGCGAGCUAAGGGACAAGGAGGAGUUGGAAACUGUAUACUUUGAGGGCAAUCCAUUGCAGAGGAGUCAGCCCGCGCUGUACAGGAAUAAGGUUAGGUUAGCGCUGCCGCAGGUGGUGCAGAUUGAUGCUACUUUCGUAAAGCAAGUCUAGUCGAUCACGGCAUGUCGACCGAUUUGCUGUCAAUGUGCUAUCCUAUGCAGCGCAGCGACGUCGCCUUUUCCACAUCUUCAGCAAGGUUCCAUUGUCGAAAACCACGGAUAUAUUCGCACACGAAAGAGAGGUAUGACACUUCAACCUGGUAUAGCACCGGCCGGCAGAGAUGACUCUCGAUCAAGAUGAUUGUUAGGCAGGGGGAUGUGAAGAGCGCAUUUGCAUGGCGUCUUAUCGGGGAAUGUGGCAAAUGAGGCAUCAUGCAUGUAAUAGCAUAGAUUUUCUCCAUACUAGAUAGAUGGUCGGAUAGGUGUUUGGUAGGGCGGAAGAGAUACCCCAAAUCAAUGGUUAUAACUUGUACAC
Molecule: messenger RNA, 1308 nt
Organism: Pyrenophora tritici-repentis Pt-1C-BFP
Lineage: Eukaryota; Fungi; Ascomycota; Dothideomycetes; Pleosporales; Pleosporaceae
Source: RefSeq, a predicted model, not a curated record